AUGGCCUCCUGGUCAUCAUGGUCUAACAGCGACUCCAGCAACAGCUGGGACAACAGACAGCAAUGGAAUCGGUGGAGCAAAGAAGACAAAUGGGACUCCAAAUACUCUGAGAAAUCGUGGGAAUGUGUAGCCAGCCCCACAUAUCAAUCUUUUUCUUUGCCGUCGUCUUUUGUUUCCGAUCAGCAGCACUACGACAAGACCCCUUUGGGCAAAGGUGCCCAUGUGCUGCACAAGUUGGUUCAACCGACAGAGUGGUCUCGCAAAGCUGGGUUAGCUGGCCGUGAUGUCAGUGACAUCCGUGCCUAUGAGCUUUCUCAUCGAGGCCUUGGAGAUUUCUCAUUUCGGUUGCUGUCGGAAGGACGGCAUCAGAGUAUCGUAUGGGCUCGAAGCGGCCAAGAAUCGGUACUCAUUACGGCAUUGUUGAAGAAGCUUCGCGAGAGUGGUGUUUCUAUUGAUGAGGCAGCAAAAGCUUGUCAUAGCUCUGCUCCUCCGGACAAGCACAAGGAGGCAAUGCGAUUCAUGGAACCGCUUGCUCAAGAACUUCUGAAUUGUGUUUUGGCCAAAGUGCCUCCAACAAAUUCGGAUGCCUCUGAAGAGCUCGCCAAAGCAAAAGCCAAACUGGCUGAGCAUGGCAUUGCAAUGUCCCCUUUGAAGAGGAAGGCAACUGAAGAUCCUGAGCCAGGCUCAGAAAGACGGGCAAAGCCCGCCAUGCCUAUUGCUGAGCCGGAAUCCCAAAUGGAAGCUGAACAGCUCCUUAAGGACCCACAACGAAAGCUGGAUACGCGCCCCAAAGGAGCCACAGAUGACCAUGUCACUGAAUGGCUGGCCACCUACAAGAACAAGCCAGAGUUUAAAGGCAAGUACCAGUUGCUGGUUAAGCAUGUACAGACUGUUCAGAAGCUUCUCAAAACUGAAGCAUCUAAAGAUCAACUGGUUUCAGCCGCCAAAGAGUUCGGACUGGAUCCGAAGCUGGCAUCCAGACUGUCCAUCAAGAAUUUGUCUACUACUAUUCGACAGAAGCUUCAGCAGUUCCGGGUACAUCCUGCCACCUACACGUGGCCAAGAUUUCAAUCUCAGAAUGCGGUGUACAUGAAAACAGCAGUGGACUGGAAGCUGGCAAGCGGAGGUGAAGCUCAGGCCGAGCUAGCCAUCCGAAAGAGGGCUGUGGAGCAUCUGGGCUUCAUUGCUUGCGUUUCAAGGCACUUCCGCGGCGUGAAUGCAGAAGUGUGGAAGUAUUUGCAGUCUCGCCACGGAGGAGGGCCCGAAAUCCUUCGAAUUAAGCAGGUCAAGCUCUAUGUUGAGACUGCUACGCCCACGCCGAAUGUGUGGUCCAGGGGCCCUCGCAUCUCAAGUGCCCUUGCCAUGGUAAAAUCGUCCUUCACGGGCUCUCCGGCCAUUGCUCCGAUGUGUUCUCCGGUAAAGAGCAAGCCCAUGGCACCGGCAGCGGCGCCGCCUUCGCAGGGCAAGGUGACCUGCGACAAGUGCGAUGGACCACAUGCCACGGAGAAUUGCCCGCAUUUCAAAAAGCCCCGCGAGAAGCAUCCGGAUGCCUGGUGCUUAAAGGGCAAGGCAAAGCUCGUCGGCGCAGCCGAGUCGGAGGCAAAGUUCGUUAGCCGCGCCCGCGUUGUUCGCCAGCCGGGGGAUGGCUCAUGCAUGUUCCACUCGGUGUCGUAUGGACUUGGCGACGGAAGCACAGCCGGGUCACUGCGUAAGAGCGUGGCGGACACCAUCGCCGCAUACCCCAACAUGCAAAUCCUGGAGACACCCGUAGCAGAGUGGAUCCGGAUGGAUGCCAACGUCGAUGUCAGCUCGUAUGUCCAAAGCCUCCGGGGCGGCGCCUGGGGCGGCGGAAUCGAGCUGGCCGUCGCCUGGGUCGCUGCGUCUCGAGCACUUCUCGAGACCAGGAAGGCGGUGUACUCGGAGUGCUGGUUGAGGUUCAGAUCUGGUGUUCUGAUGGACUUUGCCAUCCUUAUCCACGCAGACUUGCGUUUGCAGAUCGUUGUGAAGACUCCCCCACUCGAAUCCGGCGUGCAUGCUGUGGACGUGGAGCAUGCCCCGGCAGAGGCUGCAUCGGCAUCAGCGGAGGAAGUCUGCCAUCCUGCCCGCCCAGUGUCCGUUGGCGGCCGCUCUCCCGCCUCGGGCCAGCUCCUGCAGGAGAAUGGAGGCCAGAGUGGGGAGGCGGCGCGGCCAGCGCGCUGGCAUCAUGGCAAGGCCAAGCCUCGCCCCGCGAACCGCCGAGGGCAAGGCGGCGGGGCCGGUCGCGCCACGGGCAAGGACAAGGGUAAGGGUGGUAGGGGAGGAGGAGCCUGA
Messenger RNA from Symbiodinium sp. CCMP2592, 2310 nucleotides. The record is from the annotation of a GenBank genome assembly. NCBI's taxonomy places the organism in Eukaryota, Dinophyceae, Suessiales, Symbiodiniaceae.